Messenger RNA from Coniophora puteana RWD-64-598 SS2, 1005 nucleotides. Its product is annotated as developmentally regulated GTP binding protein 1. The transcript has 9 exons. Gene Ontology annotation, molecular function: GTP binding; GTPase activity. Gene Ontology annotation, cellular component: cytoplasm. Gene Ontology annotation, biological process: cytoplasmic translation. The record is from RefSeq and is a predicted model, not a curated record. NCBI's taxonomy places the organism in Eukaryota, Fungi, Basidiomycota, Agaricomycetes, Boletales, Coniophoraceae. The coding region runs from base 1 to 1005 and encodes 334 amino acids.
AUGUUAGAUCGUCGCUCCCAAAAAAAUAAGGCCACGAGCUACCAUCUUGGCCAGCUCAAGGCCAAGCUCGCAAAACUUCGCCGUGAACUUAUCGCCCCGUCGAGCGGGGGUGGUGGCGGUGGCGGACUUGGCUUUGACGUGGCUAGAACUGGUGUCGCGUCAGUGGGAUUUGUCGGGUUUCCGUCAGUAGGGAAGUCCACGCUCAUGUCGAAGCUCACCGGCACACAUUCCGAGGUGUCCGAGAUUGACUUCACCACCUUGACCACUGUACCUGGCACGCUGAAAGUACACGGCGCACCAAUACAAAUAUUAGAUCUCCUUGCUCGUACAUGCAAUCUUAUCUUCAUUGUUCUCGAUGUCCUCAAGCCCCUAGGAGACAAGAAGCUUAUUGAAGCAGAACUGGAAGGUUUCGGAAUCCGACUCAAUAAGAAGCCACCAUCGAUUAUUGUCAAGAAGAAAGACAAGGGCGGUAUCGCUAUUACGAACACAGUGCCUCUCACCAACAUCGAUCAGGACGAAAUUAAAGCUGUUCUCAGCGAGUAUAAGAUGAGCAAUGCGGAUGUCACCAUUCGUGAGCCAAAUGCCACCGCAGACGACCUAGUAGAUGUCAUUGAGGGAAACAGAGUUUACAUACCGGCAAUCUAUAUUGACGCUAUCUCGAUUGAGGAGCUCGACCUCUUAUACAAAAUUCCCAACAGUGUACCCAUAUCCUCGAAAGAAUGGCUUAACGUGGACGAGCUCAUAGAGAGCAUGUGGGAAGCACUUGACCUUGUCCGUGUGUACACCAAGCCACGAGGGCAAUCGCCAGAUUAUUCCGCCCCUGUGGUAUUACGGAGAGGGAAAUGCACUGUUGAAGAUUUCUGCAAUGCCAUUCACAAGGAGAUUGUCAAGCAGAUGAAAUACGCUAUAGUUUGGGGGUCUAGUGCGAAGCACGCCCGCGGUCAAAAGGUAGGACUUGAGCAUGUCCUUGAAGACGAAGAUGUCGUUCACAUUUCCAAAAAGUGA